Messenger RNA from Telopea speciosissima, 516 nucleotides. RefSeq names its product oleosin H2-like. The record is from RefSeq and is a predicted model, not a curated record. Bases 1 to 516 code for a protein of 171 amino acids. Gene Ontology annotation, cellular component: membrane; monolayer-surrounded lipid storage body. NCBI's taxonomy places the organism in Eukaryota, Viridiplantae, Streptophyta, Magnoliopsida, Proteales, Proteaceae. Gene Ontology annotation, biological process: response to freezing; seed oilbody biogenesis; lipid storage. The transcript has a single exon.
AUGACGGAUCGCUCGCAGGAGAUUCAAGUGCAUCACAUCCAUCACCCAAAACAUGGCAUCGAAAGCUUCAAAAGCCGCAUUCCUGAGAAAGGUCCUUCGACCUCCCAAGUCAUAGCGGUCAUCACGCUCUUCCCCAUCGGCGGUAUCUUGCUCACCAUCGCCGGUAUAAUCUUGACCAUCACCGUCAUCAGCUUAGCGUUGGCGACCCCACUCUUCGUGAUCUUCAGCCCUGUAUUGGUCCCUGCGACGAUCGUUAUCGGGCUAGCAUUGAUGGGAUUCCUUGCUUCGGGUGCGUUUGGGCUCACAGCAGUGUCGUCUCUGUCAUGGAUCUUCAACUACUUGCGUGGGUCGGUGACGGGGGCGACAGCCGACAUGCCUGAACAGCUGGAGUAUGCGAAGCGGCACAUGCGGGAAGCGGCGAGCCACGUUGGUCAGAAGACCAAGGACGUGGGCCAAGCCAUCCAGAAUAAGGCCCAGGAAGGAGGUCGGACCCAUGAAAGCGGCCGGACCCGUUAG